AUGGCUAUCAUUACUUCCACAGGUCUCGUUUCAUCUAUCAAGCAUCUCGGUGCUACCUACCCGGUCCUUGUUGUCGUUGGUCUGUGGGUGAUCUCACUGGUAUACAGCAGGUUCAGACCAGGACUCAGAAACAUCCCCGGACCUCCAGUGGCAGCCUACACUAAAUUAUGGAGGCUGUAUGAUGUCUACAGAGGCCACGCUCACCUGACCGCCAUCAGUCUGCACGAAAAGUACGGGCCCGUCGUACGCAUUGGGCCCAACCACGUGUCCAUUUCCGACCCUACAUUGAUACCAGUCAUCUACGGGAUCAAGGAGAACUUUACCAAGACAGCCUUUUAUCCCAUACAAUGUAUCUCGUGGAAAAAACAGCCAGAGAUGAACCUCUUCUCGACCCGUGACCCGGAAUACCAUCGUAUUGAGAAGCGCAAGAUCGGGGCCGCCUAUAGCUUGCCGAACUUGUUGCAGUCAGAGGCCGCCAUUGAUUCCUGCGUCAAUCUGUUCAUGUAUCGCCUCAAUGAAUUUGCUUCGAAGCGUGAACCCGUGGACCUUGGUGCCUGGUUACAAUACUUUGCCUUCGAUGUCGUCGGAGAGGUCACCUUCGCAAGUAAGCUUGGCUUUCUUGACCAAGGCAAAGACGUUGAUGGUAUGAUGAAAGCAAUUGAAGGCAUGCUAGCGUAUGCAGCACUCUGUGGCCAAGUCCCAGAAGUGCACCAUGCUCUCCUGGGAAAUCCUCUCUUCACCCGGCUCAUGCCUGCCAUGGAGACCUGGAACCAAGUGCUAGUUUUCACCCUCAAGGCAAUCAACGGACGGGCGAGCAUCAAGCGAGACGGCGAGCUGAUCAACGCCGAUGUCGAGGGCCGUGACAUGCUGAGUCGCUGGGCAUAUGUCAAGUCCUCAGACCCCCUCAAGAUGAAUACCCGCGACAUCGUGGUCCACCUGUCGACAAACGUUUUCGCUGGCAGUGAUACGACGGCUAUCGCCCUCCGCGCCAUUGUCUACUUCCUCUGCCGCCAUCCCGAAUGUAUGGAUCGUCUGGUUAGUGAAAUCGACAACGCAGACAGGCAGGGGAAGCUCAGUCAACCCAUCACCUUCAAAGAAGCCACCACGGCCCUUCCUUAUCUAGGCGCCGUGGUUAAGGAAUCCAUGCGUCUUCAUCCGUCGGUCGGCUUGCUUAUGGAACGACAUGUCCCCGCAGAAGGCCUCACCGUCCAGGGCUAUCACAUUCCAGCCGGGACCAUCGUGGGUAUUAAUCCUUGGGUUACCAACCGCUCAGCCGUCUUCGGCCCAGAGCCGGAGAAGUUCAACCCAGAUCGGUGGUUGACGGCGCCAGAGACCCAGCUGAAGGAGAUGGACACCAUCUGGGAGCUGAACUUUGGGGCAGGGAGCCGCAAGUGUAUCGGACGCAAUAUAUCCUGGAUCGAAAUCCACAAAGUUAUACCGGAGCUCCUCAGACAGUAUCAUGUCGAGUUGACAUACCCGGAAAAGGAGUGGCAUAUCUGUAACCACUGGUUCGUGCAGCAGGAGGGCGUCAUCUGUACGUUGAAGAAAAGGUGA
Messenger RNA from Fonsecaea erecta, 1554 nucleotides. RefSeq lists its product as hypothetical. Bases 1 to 1554 code for a protein of 517 amino acids. The transcript is spliced from 2 exons. NCBI's taxonomy places the organism in Eukaryota, Fungi, Ascomycota, Eurotiomycetes, Chaetothyriales, Herpotrichiellaceae. The record is from RefSeq and is a predicted model, not a curated record. Gene Ontology annotation, molecular function: iron ion binding; heme binding; oxidoreductase activity, acting on paired donors, with incorporation or reduction of molecular oxygen.